GAGCCAAUUUGUUCUACUCCCUUCUCGACCGGCUCUCGCAUAGUCGCAUUCCUUCAGUGAAUUAGGGUUGCAUUAGCAGUGAGAAGUUCUUCCCUUCCGUUUUGUCAAGCCGCUCUUGUCUGCUACCAAGGCGGUAUAUAUGGGUUAGACUGAUCGGAUCUGCUGCGGCUUUCCUCUCCUCGUCUCUGACAGGGGAAUUAAUAUAUUCAUUAUGAGUCCUCGUCAGUUUAAGAUUGCUUAAAUUUUCUGCUGGUUUUCUCUCUUACUCUUCGAUGGACGCGGAAGAUGAGCUGCCCAUUUGGUCAAAGGAUGUUGAUGGCGCCAGAGAGGAAAUAUUUCAGUUUCUUCGAUUCGAGAACAACUUGAAGGUCAUCUAUAUUGAUGGUUGGGAUGGAUUCGGGGCGUCCGCCAUUCUUAGAUCCAUAGCAGAAGUGCUCCCAUCUAGGAGAACCACUCCAGAACUAUGCUUUGACAGAAUAAUUUAUAUAGAUUGCUCUCAGUGGAAAAAUAGAAGAGCAGUGCAGAGGUCAAUUGCAGAGGAACUGCAACUUGACCACUCAGUGAUGGCCAUUCUAGAUAAGCAGGAUGAAGAGGAUGAUUUUAACAAAGUUGAUGAAAGCUCAAGGAAUGAGGUACACAGUGUCGGGAAAGUGAUUAAUCAAACCCUGAGGGGCACCAAGUUGAUGAUGAUUUUUCUUAAUGGAAGUGAUGAAGAGGUUGACAUAAGCACCUUUGGCAUUCCUCUUGCAAUAUUUGACAACAAUAUAAUAAUAUGGACCUUUAGCAGAAGAUGCAUGACCAUGAAUCACAUCCAUUCAAAGGUAGCAGACAAGCUAAGAUAUACUCAUGCUUUCUCUCAUUUCUAUCAUUCAAUCAAAGAAUUUUCAUGGGCGGAGUUUCUGCGACUGUUGUAUCAACAAGCUGUUGCCAUAGUUGCUCGCAAUCCAUUUGUGCCAGAAAUCGACCCAGCAAUGGUUGCAGAUUGUUGUCUCUAUGAGUUAUUCCUGCAUUAUAAUUUCCACACUGUCACUGAAUAUAAUUGGGUUGGUCAUGCUUCCAACUUUUGGAUAUGUGAUGCAAUCAUACAAGGGGACAGGGAAAUGGAUAUUAGUAAUUUGUUGCAUAGAGAGAUAAAUUGGGUGUGUGAUUCCUCUUUGCCUGAUGGUGUGCUUGAAGAGUUCAUGGGAGAUUUGGAGACUCUUUUUUGGGUAGCUACAGAUGACUAUGUCUACGAAGAAGGUCCAUACCGUUGGAUAUCAAUCACAUCAAGCAAAAUUGAUUUGCGAACUAUAUUGAUGCGCAAAGAACAAAGCAAUAUGGGAAUACAGGGCUUGCGAACUAUACCUGUAGAGACAUCAUCUUUCUUCUUGGCAUUUGAAAGUUCUAGUCAACAACGAUGUUUACCAGAUGGCUUGUUUGAAUGUGCCAACAAGCUUGGUGUGCUAAUUCUCAGUUGUUGUGCCUUCGAUUUUGCAUCACCUCCUUUCCAGAAGUGUCAGAGCCUAAGAUUCCUUGGAUUGGACCAUUGUACAAAUAGUAAAUCAGGUGAAGGAGAGGAUAAUGCAGAGUGGACAUAUUUAUGUAGCGUAUCAGUGUUGGACCUACGUUACACAGAAUGGAAUGAAAUCUUAUGUGAAGAAAAGAUGGAUCUCAUGGCUAACAUCAUAGAGCUAAAUAUAGAGGGAGUCUGGAGUCAGCAGUACAUAGGUGACCUACAAGGUCGACUACCUAACCUCCAGAGGCUACGGAUAACCAAACCAAUAUAUAAGGGGAAGCCAUCAGAGGAUUUUGGUAACUCUUUUGUAGAUAAGACAAGUAUGAAAAUACUUGACUUGUCAGGGAACAGUGACAUGCAAAUUCUUCCAGCAAGCAUAUCGAAGGCAAGUAGCCUUCAGUUGCUUGUACUUGAUGGUUGCAAUGGACUGGAAAGCGUUGGCGGGCUUCCUUCCUCCCUUGAAUCCUUUAGCUUUAAUGGACAUGGGCCAGCUUCUCAAUGGACACAAACUGUUGCGCUACCUCCGGAACAAUUUCGCCCGUCCACAAUUGAAGACUUUAAGAUGGAUAUUAGAGUGUCUGAGAUCUCCUUAGCAGGCUGCACACAAUUGAAGAACCUGUUUUUGUGUUGGUUACCCAACCUUGUGGAAUUGGACCUCUCUGGAAUUGCAAUCAAGAUAUUUGACUUGAAUACUAUGGUGGUGCAAGUCCCGAAGCUCAAGAGAGUAUUUCUAAUAGGAUGCACGCGACUUCGUGCAAUAAUUCCAUUGCAUGAGAGUGGCUCUGAGAUAAAACAAGAAUUGGAGUUAUUAUGCAUAGACACCCGAGUUGGAACAGUGUGUUCUCGGCCAUCCAUCAACAGGGCCAAACGCUUCAAGUUCGAAUUGCAUGUUGUUGCCGCGGAUGCGAGGCUUACUCGCUCUGUGAAGGGUCUCUUGUUGCCUUAUGUACAAAAAGGCAUAAUGAAGGAUGUUUCUUGUAAUAUCCAUGUCACCUCCUCAGCUGUGCACACUGAAGUUGUUCAAUUUGAAGCAACCAGCCCAAGUGAUCAAGAGAGUUUGCAACAGCUUAUUCCAGCAGGCCCGUAUAGUGAUGUCCUUGGCAUGGUUGGCAAUCCCCCGAUGCAGGAUUUCCCGGAAGCUCCGACGACUACAAAGCGGGACCAUCAUAUAGAGAUUGCUAAAGGGAGCUGCUAUGUGGAGAACGAACUGCUAGGAGAUCUAGGUUAUUUGGUGGGAACUAGUGCCGAAUCACUGCAUGUGCACGACGCAUCGAUACGUAACAUUGCUCUUUAUGAGUUUUAUCAGUUUGCCCUUAGGUGGUGCUGCGUGGAGAGGUGCCCGGAGUUGGAUGUCGUCUUCCCUUCGGCAUCGACUGGAUUUAAUGUACUGCAGACCUUCUGGGCGUCGGAUCUCCUAACAGCCCGCUGGAUUUGGGGUAAAGCUUCAUACAAGGGUUUCUUUUCCCACACCACCAAUACCUUUCCAAAUUUACAGCACCUCCACCUGCGCUCCUGCCCUAGACUCCAGUUUGUGGUCCCGCUGUACGGCUUGUCCUUCCCCAGCUUGAAGACCCUCCACAUCAUCCACUGUGGCGACCUCGUGCAUGUCUUCGAGCUAAACAUGGAUUACCCAGAGGAAGUAACCACCCUCAGUGUAAGAUUUCCGAAGCUGACCGCCAUCCACCUGCACGACCUCCCGAAGCUUCAGAAGAUAUGCGAGGUCAAGAUGGUGGCGCCCGCGCUCGAGAGUAUCAAGAUCAGAGGGUGCUGGAACCUGCACCGGCUUCCAUGCGUGGGCGCCCGUGGCCAAGGCGAGAAGAAGCCGGCGGUUGAGAUCGAGAAGGAAGUGUGGGGUGCUCUGGAGUGGGACAACGACCACCGCCCCGACCACUUUGGACCGCCGGUCCACUCGCGCUACUACAAGGAGAAGCUGCCCAGGAUCUCCGUUCUGAGGUGAACUCUGCGCUGCUGUGUUAAUUUCUUCCGUCGCUACAUCAAAACGAUGGAUGGGUGCUCCUGCUUCUGCUGCUGAAUGAGUGCUUGGUUUGCUUGUUUGCUUUGCUUGGAUUGAUAUUGUGUGGCAUUGUUGCCAAUGCCUGUUGUGGGAGCUUAUGGUGGCUCUCACCUUGUGUUAUACUGUGGCUUUCAAAUAAGAGAUGGACAGGUCGGUGCCUGCAUACACUGACCUGGCCGAUGCGUGCCCCUGUGUGUGGUUUGCGACUGCAACGGCUAUGUGUGUCAAUCCAGCAGGCUGCAUUUGUGUGUGUUGCUUUAAUGAGUGCUUGCUUGCUAUGCAUUUGAGAGUGUUUGCUGUACUUAUGAGUGUGACUAUGUAUUAUCUGAACUUGUGUGUC
Molecule: messenger RNA, 3849 nt
Organism: Triticum urartu
Lineage: Eukaryota; Viridiplantae; Streptophyta; Magnoliopsida; Poales; Poaceae
Source: RefSeq, a predicted model, not a curated record